Pyrus x bretschneideri (Chinese white pear) is the source of this 486-nucleotide messenger RNA. RefSeq names its product probable protein phosphatase 2C 27. Bases 1 to 486 code for a protein of 161 amino acids. NCBI's taxonomy places the organism in Eukaryota, Viridiplantae, Streptophyta, Magnoliopsida, Rosales, Rosaceae. The transcript has 4 exons. The record is from RefSeq and is a predicted model, not a curated record.
AUGGCUGCAGGGACUGAUUACCUGCAGGCACUUUCCAUGUUGGAUGGCAGUUAUAGAAAGGAGAACGUUACUGUUACAAGAGACGGGAAAUCAAGUACUUUUGAGAACUUGAAGCAACCGAACAUUGGCAGACCUCCUCGUCACCUCUCAGCUAUUAGGUGUUGCGUAAGCUCUGCCCAGUUGUCUCCUGCAGCUGAAGUGGAGUUGGAUGUUGGGAUUGUUAGCUCAAAGUCUCCAUCAGAUAGUAACUCAGCUUUUGUACCCGUUUUUCGCUCUGGAAGCUGCUCGGAGAUUGGACCGAAGCCAUAUAUGGAGGAUGAGUAUGUUUGUAUAGACAAUAUUCUUGAUCAUCUACGUGCAACUGCGAACUUCACUUCUCCUGGAGCAUUCUAUGAAUACUUUCAUGGCUGUACAACUCCUGGAAUCAAUAUAGAGGCUUGUAACAUGGUAAACUUGACAAGUUAUUCUGUAAGAAGAAUGUAUUGA